GCAUCCUGGAGGGCGGGAGGAGCCCGCGUUGAGGUUUUGGGGCCGCUGACGAUACCGAUACCAGAUACCAAAAUUCUAUGCUUUGGCCGCGCAUUGAAGCUCAAGUGUUGUUCCGUACUUUCACUUUGCCGCCCACACCGCUCGUAGCCCGUGCAGUUCCACUUUCGCUCGAAACAGUUCGCUGACAGUUUUGCAACGCACUCGCUUGACGCGCUUCUUCCUUAAACGCCGAUGUACAGCUGACAAGCUUGUGCGACAAAUAACAGCCAUGGUUGCCAUGGGCGUUGCAGCGCUGGGCCCGCAGCGCCUGAGGCUUCGGCCAUCGGCCCUGCAUCUCGAAAGCCGAGGCGCCGUGGAGCCGGCUUUCAGCCUUAGCUUUCCGGGCUGCGGCGUUAUGCUCAACUGGCAACUUGGCGUGCUCAAGGGCCUGUCGCGGCACGUGGACCCCAUGGAGGUGCCGCUGCUGGGCAGCAGCAGCGGCGCCCUCACCGCCGCGCUGGGGGGGUGCGGCGUGGGGCCGGAGGCGGCGGCGGAGGAGCUGCUGCGGCUGAUGUGCGAGCAGCGGGUGGCGCAGCGGCGGCUGGGGCUCAUCGGGCGCCUGGGCAGCCUCACUCGCACCUGGCUGGACCGAGUGCUACCCGACAACGCAGGCGCGCUGCUGUCACGCGGGCGGACCACGGUGCUUGUCACUCAGCUGCCGCGGCUGCAGACGCAGCACAUCAGCGCGUUCGGGGACAAGCAGGAUGUGGUGGAGGUGGUGAUGGCCUCCGCCCACCUGCCGCUGGUGCUGGACGGCAGCUGGUACGCCACCUGCCGCUCCGCUCCCGCCAUUGACGGCGGGCUGUGGUGGUGGUGGCGCCGCUGUGAGGCCGCAUACACCGUGCCCGCAGGCAGGGGCGGCAGCAGCAGCAGCAGCGGCAGUAGCGGCAGUAGCGGCAGCGGCAGUAGCGGCAGUAGCAGCUACAGCCGGACGUCAGCCGAGGGGCUGCAGGAGCAGGGGGAGGAGGGGGAGGAGGGCUGGGUACGCGCCAGCGGGGGGCUUGCCAGCGGGGGCGCGGGGGCGGCGGCGGCGGCGGCGGCAGUAGCAGGUGACGGCGGCGGCGGCGGCAGUAGCGGUGCGGUGGGUGUGGCUCUGAGCAGCCCCACCUCAUUCCUGGACUUCAUCGCGGGCGAUGUGCAGAGGGGCCUAGCCCCGGAGGUGGCGCGUCAGCAACGGCAGCGCGCCGCCGCCGCCGCCGCCCACAGCUGGUCCUUCUCCUCUGCCGGCGGCCUGGUGCGCGGCAGUAGCAGCGGCAGUAGCAACUAUGGCAUUGGCAGUAGCAGCGGCAGUAGCAACUAUGGCAUUGGCAGUAGCAGCAUCGGCGGCGGCGGCGGCGGCGGCGGCGGAUUCCUGGGGGAGGACGCAAGCACGCUGCCAUGGGCUGCCGCGGUCGGCGGCGCCGGCAGCCCACUCCCUGCCCACUCCCACACCUUCCCGCUACUGCCGCGUCUGCACCCCCACCCCCACCCGCAUCCCCAUCACACGGCGCACACACAUCAUCACCCCCACCACCCCCACCACCCCCACGGGGCUAUGGGUCUGGCCUUGGCGGCGGCGGGGCCGGGAGGAGGCGUGGCGGCGGCGGCGAGUGGUAAUGGCGCCGGCAGUGGCGGCCGUAUGAGCGCCACCCUUGCAGCGCAGCAGCAGCAGUGGCACAUGCAAGAUUUAGCAUGGGAGCCGUACGGUGGCGGCAGUAGCAGCAGCAGCAGUGGCGGCAGUAGCAGUAGCAGCAGCAGCCGGCAGCCGGUGGUGCUCAUCGUGCAACCGGGCGACGACCCUGCGGUGGUGGCGGAGUGGGGCCGCUUCCGCAACUGGCGCCCCAGCUCCCCCUCCUCCUCUCCCACCCGCUCCACCCGCUCCACCCACUCCGGCCCCGGCAGCGGCAGCGGCAGUUACGCCGACGCGCGGGAGCUGCUGCGGCGCGGCGAGGCCUACGGCGCCGGCCCACUGCUGCGACGCAUUGAGGCGGGGCUGAAGGAGGCGGCGGCGGCGGCGGCGGCCGCAAACUGAGGUGAGCUGCUGCUGCUGCGGCGGCGGCGGCGGCCGCAAACCAAGGCGAGCUACGGCGGGUGGUGGCGGCGGGGAAGGGAGACGAGCUGCGGCACCGGCGGCGGUGGCGCAGGGGCAGCAUCGAUGCAGGGGCUGCGCGCCGAGCGGCGGGCGCGUGUGGGUAUGGGGAAACGAGAGUCGUGCCGCGCCGCGCCGCGCCGCGUGCGUGUGUAUGUGUAUUUGUAUGCUUCUGGAGAGCACAGCGGGACAGGAUAGCACACACGAAGACGUAGAGGGGUGCGUGGGUGUGUGAUUAUGUGUGUGUAGUGGAGAGGGUAAAGGUGUGCGAAGCGCUGGGCCGUGAUUGGGGGCGUGUAUGUCUGAGAGCUAGGGCGGGUGCGAUGCAGUAAGAGGGCGGGGCGGGGGGGGGGGGGGCGGGAUGACAUGGGCGGCGCGGGGCGCAUGUGAUCGUUAGGAACAGUAGGAGUGUGAAGUAGGGGUGACACGGACCCGCCCACCCAACCCGCCAUGUGACCUACAUACAUCUGCUGCACUGCUGUGUGCUUGGUGGUGGUGAAGAGCUGUUAUCGAGGUGCGUUACAUGAGGUGCGUGACGAAUACAGGGCUGUGCCUGAGAAGCGCCUGUGCGCGCCAACGACGAAGACUGAGUGAGUGGUGGCUUGUGUGGGGUGAUGAGAACGAGAGUGGGAGCGGAUGCGAAGUGGACUUCAUAUUUCAUAGCAUGUGACAGGUAAUCAGCGCACGUUUGCACGCAUUGGCGCGCGGCACAACAGUAUGCGGCGCAAGUGUGCGUGACCCAGAUAGGAUCACCGGUAGCGUUUCAUGUUUGUGUGGAGAGACGUUUGGAGACACUGGUAACUAGCUAGCGGCUUGGGACUUGGUAGUGCGUCGCGUGUGCUAGCCGCCUGCCGGUGGCUAGCUGUGAUCGCUGCGGGUAGCUAGCAGGUUGCAAGAACUUGCGACCCACGUUUACUGCUGCCCGGCUUAUGUUGUCAUUGGGGAUGGUGGAGGAGCAAACGGCAGGCGGGGACAGGGGGUGCCUGAGGGUGAAGAAGCAGUGAGAGGGGGUGAGGGUGGGGGCUUGCGCGAAUGGCCCUGAGGCAUGAGGGGAGUUGCUA
Messenger RNA from Chlamydomonas reinhardtii, 3168 nucleotides. RefSeq lists its product as uncharacterized. Gene Ontology annotation, biological process: lipid homeostasis; triglyceride catabolic process. The coding region runs from base 278 to 2050 and encodes 590 amino acids. The transcript has 8 exons. Lineage: Eukaryota; Viridiplantae; Chlorophyta; Chlorophyceae; Chlamydomonadales; Chlamydomonadaceae. Gene Ontology annotation, molecular function: triacylglycerol lipase activity. Gene Ontology annotation, cellular component: membrane; cytoplasm; lipid droplet. The record is from RefSeq and is a predicted model, not a curated record.